This is a messenger RNA of Coniosporium apollinis CBS 100218, 1284 nucleotides long. Its product is annotated as prephenate dehydrogenase (NADP+). Gene Ontology annotation, biological process: L-tyrosine biosynthetic process. Gene Ontology annotation, molecular function: prephenate dehydrogenase (NADP+) activity; NAD+ binding; prephenate dehydrogenase (NAD+) activity. NCBI's taxonomy places the organism in Eukaryota, Fungi, Ascomycota, Dothideomycetes. The record is from RefSeq and is a predicted model, not a curated record. The transcript is spliced from 8 exons. The coding region runs from base 1 to 1284 and encodes 427 amino acids.
AUGGCCGACGUAUCAGUGGGCAUUAUCGGCAUGGGUGAUAUGGGGAAGAUGUACGCUAGGAGGAUCAGUGCUGCUGGAUGGAGAGUGAACGCAUGUGAUGUACCGGAGAAGCAUGAGGCAUUGAUGGAGGAGUUCGCGGAUAGUGCCAAUGUUAAUAUCAUGCCAAACGGCCACCUCGUCUCCCGAAGUAGCGACUAUAUCAUAUAUAGUGUUGAAGCCAAGAAGAUUGAUGAAGUCGUUGCGAAGUUCGGCCCUUCGACCAAACUCGGAGCCGUUGUUGGUGGACAGACAUCUUGCAAAGCCCCUGAGAUUGCAGCAUUCGAAAGGCACCUACCUACUGACGUCCAGAUCGUGUCUUGUCACUCUUUGCAUGGUCCUGGAGUGAACCCGCAUGGUCAACCGCUCGUAAUUAUACAGCAUCGCGCAUCUAACGAGAGCGUAGAGCGCGUCAAGAAAAUACUGUCCUGCCUCGGGUCGAAUUAUGUCUACCUUUCGGCUGCUGAACAUGACCGUAUCACGGCUGACACGCAGGCGGUGACCCAUGCGGCAUUCUUGAGUAUGGGAGCUGCGUGGGCAGCUAACAAGCAGUUUCCCUGGGAGAUCGCGCGCUAUAUCGGAGGUAUUGAGAAUGUCAAAAUAAACGUCACGCUCCGCAUCUACGCCAACAAAUGGCAUGUUUACGCUGGUCUCGCAAUCCUCAACCCCUCCGCUCAGCAGCAAAUCAAGCAGUAUGCCCAGUCUGUAACCGAGUUGUUCAAGUUGAUGCUCGGCGGUCAUCGAGAAGAGUUGACGCAGCGUAUCAAGACCGCUGGUGCAGCUGUCUUCCCAGAAGAUACCCUAGGAGAUCUCCUUCUGAGAGACGAGGUCCUGGAUCGAUUCUCGUUGGGAGAGUUGCCGCCGGAACGUGUAAGGAAUAACCACCUCAGCCUUCUGGCGAUGGUAGACUCAUGGUGGAAGCUUGGGAUCGUGCCGUACAGGCAUCAGAUCUGCUCUACACCGCUCUAUCGCAUGUGGCUUGGCAUCACCGAAUACCUCUUUCGCAAUCCUGAGCUACUACAGGAAUGCAUUGACACGGCCAUUGACGACAACACGUUUCGCGCAGACGACCUCGAGUUCACAUUUGCGGCCCGCGAUUGGAGCGAAAGGGUCAGCUUCGGAAAUAUGGAUGGAUAUAGAGAGAAGUUCGAACAGAUUCAGCAGUACUUCGCCCCGAGGUUUCCUGAAGCUACAAGGCUGGGUAACGAGAUGAUCAAAACGAUCUUAGAGAAGACCCGAGAGACAUGA